UAAGGCACAGGGACGCCAUUAUGAGUGCCAAAGUCAACAUGGAGGCUCCUCCACCCAAAGAACCUGAUUGCGCCCCUUUGGCCCCGUCCUCCUCGUCCCCCACUGAGACCGUCCUCAUCUGUGGUAGCGACGGUAUGGCCAAGAAGGCUCGGCCCCAGACCCACACCACCACAGCCCUGCUCCUACCAGCUCCUGUUCCCGGUCAUCAGAAGGUGGAGGUGACUCCAGCUGUUACCCUGGGAGACCCAGGUAAAGGAGUCAGGGUCAAUGAGACGGUUAAGCCCACCCUGACAGCACAGGUGGGUGGGGCUUGUAGCAUCGUCCACGUCCUUGAAUGGAAGGAAGGGAUGGCAAUCCUGCCCAGCAGCAACCUCAAGUUCUGUGUUAGUGAAGUAGGAACACUGAGCACACUGAUCACCCCAGGGACCACCAGCAGCACCACUGAACCAACAGCAGGGACUUCUGGGAGAUCCAAUGACGCAGAAAGCGCUCCUCCAGACAAGCCAGCCUGUAUCAACACCAAGCCUGGACUUUAUAUUCCAGAUACAUCAGCUCCUGUUGUUUCUGUGAGAGGCGCAGCUGUGCAGCCAGAGAGGGUGGUCCAGGCUAAACCUGAAGUUCAGGUCGGACCGGCCCAACAGAACCACGACCCCAGAGCUCAGAGGACCUACACAGAGGAGCUACGCAGAGAGCCAAUCACUGACAAGAGGAUUAUCGGGGUGGAGAAGGUGCCAGCAGGCGGGAGGGUCUCCUCCCUAAACCCCGAUCACCUGAAGCCAAUGAGGAAGAGGAAGAGGAAGGAGUACCUGAGUCCCUCUGAGGAAGACUCCGACAUGGAGGGCACGGAUGAGAAAACAGAUGAUUCGAAGGCAGACGGCAGACACAUCAGAGGAGGUGGAGACAGUAAGACAGAGCAGUGGACGUGGGCCCAGUAUCUAGAGGAAACCAAAGCUGUCGCUGCUCCCAACAAGCUUUUCCAAGAGACCCAGAGAGUGCCGACAGUGAAGAACGGCUUUAAACAGGGGAUGAAGCUGGAGGGCAUCGAUCCGCAACAUCCCUCCAUGUACUUCGUCCUCACUGUGGCCGAGGUCUGCGGUUACCGGCUUCGGCUCCAUUUUGACGGCUACUCCGACUGCCACGACUUCUGGGUUAACGCCAACUCCCCAGACAUCCACCCUGCAGGCUGGUGUGAGAGCACAGGACACAAACUGCACACUCCCAAAGGUUGUAAAGAGGAGGAGUUUACCUGGACCAACUACCUGAGAAUGACUAAAGCACAAGUGGCUCCCAAAGAACUGUUUGCCAGUCCUGGGAGGGUGGAUGUGAAGAGCAGUUUCGAGAUAGGAAUGAAGCUCGAGGCUGUCGACCGCAUGAACCCAUCCCUCAUCUGUGUAGCAACCAUCACUGACGUGGUGGACGACCGCUUCCUGGUUCAUUUCGACAACUGGGAUGACACAUAUGACUACUGGUGUGACGCCAGCAGUCCGUACAUUCACCACAUCGGUUGGUGCCAGGAGAGGAACCUGCCAUUAACACCACCUCAAGUAAUUUGUACUGCAUCAGAUUAUCCAGAUCAGGCUCUGUUCUCCUGGUCUCAUUACCUGGAGGAGACUGGCUCCAAGGCGGUGGCAGCUGAUUCCUUUAAAGUGCGUGCAGCCCACAGCUUUCAGCCUCAGAUGAAACUGGAGGCUGUGGACAAGAGGAGUCCUGGUCUGAUCAGGGUGGCCACAGUGGAGGAGGUCGAGACUCACCGCAUUAAGAUCCAUUAUGAUGGUUGGAGUCACGUGUAUGACGAGUGGAUGGACUCAGAUCACCCUGAUAUCCAUCCAGCAGGCUGGUGCGAGAUGACUGGCCACCCGCUCAAAGUUGCCCCGCGGGAUCUCAAAACACACCAGCCACACGGUCCGAGGGAGCCUCCUGCUACCGCCCAGUCCACCUACCCCUCCUCUGUUCCCUGUAAACCCAUCAGCCACCCCAGAGCCAACAAAUACAGCUUCCACAACAGGAAGUGUCCGACUCCUGGUUGUGAUGGCUCAGGCCACGUGACGGGCCGUUUCACCGCCCAUCACUGCAUAUCCGGCUGCCCAUUGGCUGAGCGUAACCAGGGCAGGCUGAAGGCCGACUUGUCAGACUCGGAGUGCAAGAGGAACCUUUUCUUUGGCCAGAGGACCAAGAAGACCCAUUACCGUGGCAGGAUCGGUCGUCCUCCCAAAUACAGGAAGAACCAGCAAAGAGACUAUCAGAAUAUGUCCUCAGAGGGUGUGUAUCCGUCACUGUUCAUGUCAGCUCUGAGCGGUCAGUCAGACAGGACUCUGUCUCUGUGCUGGGAGCAACACUGUAAGCUGCUGCCUGGCGUUCAGGGCAUCCACGCCAGCCAGGUGGCAGCGUGGAACGUGGAAGAAGUCUUCAGGUUUGUCCAGAAUCUAAUCGGCUGUGAAGAACAGGCUCGUCUCUUCAAAGAAGAGAUGAUUGACGGGGAAGCCUUCCUGCUGCUGACUCAGACCGACAUUGUGAAAAUCAUGAGCAUCAAGCUAGGCCCCGCCCUCAAGAUCUCCAACGCCAUCCUCAUGUUCAAGAGCACAGACGAGGGACUCAAAUGAUCCCGCCCUCAUUCACCGGGCACCAGUCCGCCAAUCAUCAUGUGCCAAAUUCAUUCUGUCGCAGGGAAAAAGA
This is a messenger RNA of Scomber japonicus (chub mackerel), 2673 nucleotides long. RefSeq names its product L3MBTL histone methyl-lysine binding protein 1 (gene l3mbtl1). Gene Ontology annotation, biological process: regulation of DNA-templated transcription. The transcript is spliced from 21 exons. Gene Ontology annotation, cellular component: nucleus. The record is from RefSeq and is a predicted model, not a curated record. Bases 21 to 2600 code for a protein of 859 amino acids. Lineage: Eukaryota; Metazoa; Chordata; Actinopteri; Scombriformes; Scombridae. Gene Ontology annotation, molecular function: protein binding; zinc ion binding.